Momordica charantia (bitter melon) is the source of this 1555-nucleotide messenger RNA. RefSeq names its product CAAX amino terminal protease family protein. Gene Ontology annotation, cellular component: membrane. The record is from RefSeq and is a predicted model, not a curated record. Gene Ontology annotation, biological process: CAAX-box protein processing. Gene Ontology annotation, molecular function: metalloendopeptidase activity. NCBI's taxonomy places the organism in Eukaryota, Viridiplantae, Streptophyta, Magnoliopsida, Cucurbitales, Cucurbitaceae.
CAAUUUCCCCAAUUCAAUUUUGGGAUUGAAGGUUUGUCUUUAUGCCCAUGCCCAAGCCACGGCCCAGGGCUUUCAAAAUCUGGAGAUUCAACGACGACGAUUUCAGUCGAACCACGUAAAAGCUCCUUGUUUGUUGCAUUCAUGAAGCUUCUGUGCUCACUCAUCCUGUUAUCGCCUUUUGUCGUCGUCGUUCCCAGUCCAUUCCUCCUGGAUUUUCUGCAGAAGCAGCUCAAGGGAAGGGCAGAGCAGCUGUUUCAGCGAUUUUAGGGUUUUAAUCCCAUACCUCCCAUGCGUAAUCGAUUCCCUUCCUAUUUCCGGAUUCUGAUUGAUCCGGUGCUUCCCCAAUGUCAACAGCAACAACCCCUUGUUGCCACUCUCUCUCCUUUCUCUCUGCCCCUCCCAAUUCCAGGUCUUCGAUUAGGGUUCAUUUGAAGCCUCUGCUCCCUCGUUUUCCUCUCAAUUCAAGCAUCCCUUGCGUCAGCACUCUCUCCCGGCGCCGCAGAAAUAAAUGGGAGAUUCUGUGCUUUCGGCGUGAAGAGUCCUCCCCCGAAAAUUUCAAGUCCAGGUCUGUGGAAGACAAAUUGGCGGAAGACCUGGUGCCGACCCCUGAAAUCAAUCAACCUAGUGACACAAGAAAAGAUUGGGUGUCUAGUUUAUAUAAGGCCAUUGAAUCAAUAUUUGUUACAAAGCCUUGGGUGGUUCCAUGGACAGCAAAAACCAUUGUUCAGGUUAUGCUUCUCUGGGUUGCUUCAUUCUGGGUAAUAGGAUCAUGGAUAAUUCCAAUAAUAGCCCAUACAGCAGGAUACAGAAAGGAAUUUAUGACGUACAGAGGGCAAGCCUUGUACAGCCUCCUCACAGAUGUGGUUGAAGGGCUUACCGGGAUGGCGAUUCUGCAUCGCUGCCUCUCAAGAUUCCAUCCCCUUCCACCCGGCUGGUUCAAAUUCAGCCUCGAAGGGAAGUGGCAAUUGGAUGUUGGUUUAGGCUGCCUUAUGUUUCCACUCGUUAACCGUCUCUCACAGGUGAAUCUAAACUUGUUGCCCAUUCUUCCCUCAGCCCCAGUCACGGUCUCUAGCGUCGAGCAAUCAAUUGUCGCAAGGGACCCAGUGGCAAUGGCACUCUAUGCAGUGGUCGUUUCGAUCUGUGCCCCCAUUUGGGAGGAGAUCGUGUUCCGAGGGUUCCUUCUACCAUCGCUGACAAGAUACAUGCCGGUGUGGUGCUCGAUUUUGGUGAGUUCAGUAGCCUUUGCCUUGGCACAUUUCAAUAUGCGGAGGAUGCUACCUCUGAUACUGCUAGGGGUGGUGAUGGGUACUGUGUUUGCAAGGACUAGGAACCUCCUACCAUCAAUGUUGUUGCAUAGCCUUUGGAAUGCCUUCGUAUUCUUAGAUCUCAUGAAGUAAAUGUUGUUGAUUAUACUGUAAAUUUUGAUUUCUAUUGAAAUUUAUUUCAUGGCCAAGUUGAAGUUAUCAUUCUCCUUUGGUUACUGUAAAACAAGGUUCCACCUGAAUCUUUCUUGGAUUCCCACUUAACAAAUCGCCUUGAAGGGUUUUUGUUGGUA